AUGGGAUCUUCUGGACUUUUGAGCCUCCUGGUGCUAUUCAUCCUCUUAGCGAAUGUCCAGGGACCUGGUCUGACUGAUUGGUUAUUUCCCAAUAGAUGUCCCACCAUCAGAGAAGAAUGUGAAUUCAGAGAAAGGGAUGUGUGUACAAGGCACAGACAAUGCCAGGACAACAAGAAGUGCUGUGUCUUCAGCUGCGGAAAAAAAUGUUUAGAUCUCAAACAAGUCUUUCUGCAGAUGUAUGUGAAAUGCCAAAUGAAACUGGCCCCUGCCUGGCUUUUUUUAUUCGGUGGUGGUAUGACAAGAAAAAUAAUAGUUGCUCCACAUUUGUCUAUGGUGGCUGCCAGGGAAACAAUAACAACUUCCAAUCCGAAGCCAACUGCCUGA
Messenger RNA from Rhinopithecus roxellana (golden snub-nosed monkey), 384 nucleotides. Its product is annotated as eppin-like. Lineage: Eukaryota; Metazoa; Chordata; Mammalia; Primates; Cercopithecidae. Gene Ontology annotation, molecular function: peptidase inhibitor activity. The coding region runs from base 1 to 384 and encodes 127 amino acids. The record is from RefSeq and is a predicted model, not a curated record. Gene Ontology annotation, cellular component: extracellular region. The transcript has 3 exons. Gene Ontology annotation, biological process: negative regulation of peptidase activity.